AUGAGACCACCAUCGCCGUCAAUACCAGAGAAGGAAUUUCUCUUCAGCGCAUUAAAGGAAUCCCUGAGGCUCGAUGGACGCUUACCUCUCGAAAUCCGUACGCCGACUUUCAAAUUCGGCGAAGAGCUCGGAUGGGUCGAAUGCUCACUUGGAAAAACGCGAGUCCUCGCACAGGUGGAUGGGAAGAUGGUGAAACCCCAGCCUGAAAGACCUUUCGAGGGCACAAUAACGAUCGUCUCCGAAAUCUCGCCCAUGGCCUCGACUGAAUACGAAAUUGGACGGCCCUCAGACGAAGAAGUCACGAUUACGCGGAUGUUGGAUAAGGUCCUGAGGAGGAGCGAUGCUGUAGAUAAGGAGUCGUUGUGCGUACUGGCUGGACAACGAGUGUGGCACAUAAGCCUCACGCUCCACUUCCUAGCAGAUGCAGGAAAUCUCCUUGAUUGUGCCUGUCUAGCGGGUAUCGUUGCCCUCAAGCACUUCCGGAGACCGGACAUCGAGGUGAUCGGGGACGAAGUAACAGUGCAUGAACCCACUGAACGCGCUCCAGUCCCUCUGGCAAUCCACCACACGCCAUUUUGCUUCACUUUUGCUUUUUUCCCUGAUGCAACAACUCCACCAGUCGUCGAUCCAUCACACUUGGAGCAACGGCUAAGUGCUGGAUUGGUUUCGAUCGCUCUCAAUGCUCAAAAGGAAAUCUGUGUCCUGCAAAAGUUGGGUGGAGUGCCGCUCGGUACAGACGAUAUCCUACGACUUGUGGACGUUGCUGUCGGGAAAGCAAAAGAGAUGCACAAUCUUGUGGAGGCGCAGUUGCGGGAAGAUUGGGCAGGGCGGAAGGUAGAGGUUAGAUAG
Cyclocybe aegerita is the source of this 849-nucleotide messenger RNA. The record is from the annotation of a GenBank genome assembly. NCBI's taxonomy places the organism in Eukaryota, Fungi, Basidiomycota, Agaricomycetes, Agaricales, Hemipholiotaceae.